Messenger RNA from Ruditapes philippinarum (Manila clam), 2445 nucleotides. RefSeq lists its product as uncharacterized. Gene Ontology annotation, molecular function: enzyme regulator activity; calcium ion binding. The transcript is spliced from 6 exons. The coding region runs from base 479 to 967 and encodes 162 amino acids. Lineage: Eukaryota; Metazoa; Mollusca; Bivalvia; Venerida; Veneridae. The record is from RefSeq and is a predicted model, not a curated record.
GUUGUUUUUUGUUGUUGUUUUAUAUCAAAUUUGUAAACCGUAAAUUAGUGUUUUUGUUAGCGGAAGUUUAUAGAUUUGAUGGCUUAUUAUACUGAAAUUUGGCGGACAUUAGAAUUAAAAUCGGUUGUGAAUCGUCUGCAUUUAUUGCCGUGUUUAUUUGACUCUGUGACACUUAUACCGCUUCCGUGUUCUUGGAUUUAGAAAAUGGUGUGACACUUUAUCUAGGCAUUAUUUAUUGAACAAAUCGAUUGGUUACCGAUCGUCAAGGCAAAUAAAUUUAAUCGCUACAUCUGGAACUUGUUUAUAGACAACUUUACGCGUGGUAAUUACCGCCAAUUUCUAACCGUUUCCAGGAGACCCGCUGAUAAAUCACGUGCGAAGAAUAGCAGACGACAGUUAAAGGAAAUAUAAUGUGCUAGCGUUCUUUAACAUUAAAGUAACCAUUUUGUCAGUGGAAUUAUAUUUUGAUAUAGUGAAAAUGUCACUACAGACUCUUAGGGAAGCUGCUAAGAUGGGAGAGAUCACAGAACAGCAUUUAAAAGAUAUCCAAGACACAUUCAAACUUUUAGACACUGACCAUGACGGUCGAUUAUCGAAGGAUGAAUUAUCAACUUUACUACGUUACACCGGAAGUCUGAAAUCGGAAGCGGAAAUGAAGGAACUUUUGGCGCCAAUUGAUACAGAUCAUAACGGAAGUAUAGAUUAUGACGAGUUUAAACAAUUCAUUAUAGAAAAAGACAUUUUAAAGUCACUAGCUGACGAAGUUUGUUACGAGAUGCAAGAUGCAUUUAAUAUAUUCGACAAAGAUGGUGAUGGUUUUAUUACUAAAGCUGAAUUGAAAAAAGUGCUCACAAAAAUAGGUGACAAGAUGCCGGAAGAAUUAGCAGACGAGUUUAUACGAGAGGCUGAUCUAAAUGGGGAUGGAAAAAUAGAUUAUCAAGAAUUUUGCAAACAUAUGGGAUAUUGAGAAAAAGAAGUUCAUCAACGCUCAUCAUUCAACUAAUCAAAUCUACAGAGAUAAGAACAUGUUCAUUCAUAGGUUAAAUUUGCUCAACGGACAAACAAAUCAUCCACUUUGAAUUGUGUAGACAUUAAAUAGGUAGAGAACUAUUUUAAAAUCGAGUCAUAUCACUGACUCAAGUAUUAAAUAACGCCAUAGUGAUUACAUUCUGGCAUCGGUUCAGAAUGACUUUUUCCAGGAAAUAUGUGGCAGUGGGGUUGAUAUAAAGUAACAAUUAUGUUUGUGCCAUGACAAGCUAGCCUAUAAGAAGAAUAUGUUCAAUGAACUAGUGUAAAUCGCGUGUUUUAGGCGAUUUUGUUGAUGAUUUGACUUUCUAUGUGUACAACAAAGUGCUUGGCAUCCCAUGCCUUUAUUCACGGCACGGACUUUAAUUGAAGCCCGUGCUUAAUUGUAAUAUAAUUUUCAUUAAAAAUACUAAUCCCAACAAGUGCAGAUUGUGAUUUAUUCUCAGUAAUGUGUAUUGAAUUUACAUGAAGAUCUGAUGUAACUUAGAAGAAAAUUUAAGAAGAAAAUGGAGCAGGAAUAGUUACAUUGUAUAUGUAUAUCUUUGUAAACUACAACAUGUAUUAACCAACAUCAUCCAACUCAUUUACGAUUAAUUAACCAAUCAAAAUUUUCAUUUAUUAUUUGAUACAAUAAUCCAUAUCUUAGGGUGUUCUCUGUAAGGAAGCUAUCCAUUUGUUUUACGAAAUGUUGAUGGUUCUUCGCGGGUUCCGUACAAGGAGGGGCACCUGGAGCGUUUCUCCACCAGUAAAGCUUGACAAAUCGCCAACACAUAAAACAUUAACAUUAAAAAAAAAUAUUUGCAAACAAACUUCGGUUGUGCCCCCCGAGUGAAACCCUUAAAUAUGUAAAGGAAAGAAAUGUGUUGGCAAAGUGUGAACAUAGUGUGGAGAUCCAUUUCAAAAUCUGUUUCAGGGUUGGUUUUCACAGAUGUACAUGUAUUUGAGAAGGGUUGUUCAUAAAAUAAUUCGUUUUAUUAUACCUCACGUUUAACGUUUUACUGUAUAUUCAAACGUGACUUCACGUGGUGUUAUUUCGAUAUGAAUUUCACCCGGUCAACAAUGUUUUUGCAAUAUCCCCCAAGGGCGAGUAAUCUAUAAAGACUUAAGAAAAUGUAAUGUUCUAGUUCUCUCCCCUGAUAAAAAUCAAUGCUGGCUCUCGGUACAUCAUGUGUUAUUUCAGUUCUCGGGAGACAUGCUUUAUUUUUAUACUACCAGUUAACUGGAUAGCUGAAUAUACUACUUCUUAAUGGAGAUAAAGACAAUAGACUGACAAAUUAAUAUUUUGCUUUAAAUUUUUAUAAAAUUUCUUAAUUAAUAUGCUUAGGUUUCCCUGUGUUUGUUAAAAAAAACCAAAAACCAAUGUCGUCAGUUGGGUAUAAUUAAUAUAUUAUGUAAUAAAGAUUAAAUUGUAAUAUAAAA